UAGCGGGGCACAGAAGAAGAUGGCGAGUGUUAAGAACGGCGAAUUAAACGGAGAAAUCCAUGCUGCUCCUAUCGUGAAACGACCUAAAACAGAUUUUAAAGCGGUAACAGUAAUAUUAGGCGCACAAUGGGGUGACGAAGGUAAAGGAAAAGUUGUUGAUUUACUUGCUUCAAAUGCAGAUAUUGUGUGUCGCUGUCAGGGAGGAAACAAUGCUGGCCACACCGUUGUUGUUGGAGAGAAAGAGUAUGACUUCCAUCUCUUGCCUAGUGGGAUUAUGAAUCCCGACUGCACAUCUGUAGUGGGGAAUGGAGUUGUAAUAAAUUUACCACAGUUUUUUGAAGAGAUAACUAAGAAUGAAGCUAAAGGUCUGCCUGACUGUACGGGUAGAUUAUACAUUUCUGACAGAGCACACCUUGUGUUUGAUUUCCAUCAACUUGUCGAUGGGAUGCAAGAAGUUGAAAAAGGAAAACAAAGUUUGGGAACAACUAAGAAGGGAAUUGGACCAACAUAUGCCUCUAAGGCAAGUAGAAAUGGAAUUCGUUUAGCUGAUCUUUUGGGGGACUUCAAUUUAUUUAUGGAAAAAUUUCACAAUCUUGUGUCAGCCUUCCAGCGUUUGUACCCUGAACUAAAUGUUGAUGUGGAAGCAGAACUGGCGAGGUAUAAGGUCUAUGCCGAGAAAAUCCGUCCUUUUGUGACUGACACUGUGUCUUAUCUUCAUCAUGCAAUAAUGGCAGGUAAAACUGUGAUGGUUGAAGGAGCUAACGCUGCUCUCCUAGACAUUGAUUUUGGUACAUAUCCAUAUGUUACAUCAUCCAACUGCACUGUAGGAGGUGUUUGUACAGGACUAGGGAUCCCACCGCGGUAUAUUGGGGAAGUUUAUGGAGUGGUGAAAGCAUACUGUACCCGUGUAGGAGAUGGACCAUUUCCAACUGAAUUGAAGGAUGGUUUGGGGGAAGUGUUUCAACAAAGAGGACAAGAGAUAGGAGUUACUACAAAAAGAAAACGACGCUGUGGAUGGUUAGAUAUGGUAGUGUUGAGAUAUUCCAGUAUGGUAAAUGGCUAUUCAGCGAUUGCUCUUACAAAGCUGGAUAUUCUUGAUGUACUUGAUACAAUCAAGAUUGGAGUAUCAUAUAAGUUAAAUGGAAAGACCAUCUCAAUCCCACCUGCAAAUCUUUCUGAGAUGUCCUGUGUAGAAGUAGAGUACAUAAGUUUACCUGGGUGGAAACAGAGUACAGAAGAUGUACGGAAGUUUAUGGACUUGCCACGUGAAGCCCAGAAUUAUGUAGAAAGCAUUGAACAGCUCUUGGGUUUGCCAGUGAAGUGGAUAGGUGUUGGCAAGGAAAGAGCUUCCAUGAUUCAAGUCUACUAGGCCUUUGUGACCAACAUUUUCUCUCCUUACUUUGAUGUUUUACAAAAUUCUGAAAUACAAAAUGAUACACUCACCUCCAUGAAAGGCUUUGAAGUGCUCUGUUAUGCUUUACCUGCUGGAAAAUUUGGGUACAUUUAUUAAUCAAAUUAUUUUACUUGAAAUGUAUAAAUUAAAAAGAGUAGCUGUAUUUUUGUGACAUCUUUCUUAUAUAAAGAUGCUUUCAAAUUUAAUAUUCUUAUUGAUAAAAUUUUUCUAUUGUAUAGAAUUUCUUUUCUGUUUGUCUACAGUGUGUAGUAGUAACUGUCUGUUACCUAUUAUUAUGAUUGCUUGCGACAAAAAAAACGUUAACUCAAAAAUUGAGAUUUUUAUCUUAAAUGAUGUAGAAUUAAUAUCUUUUUACACAAAAAGAUUGACUUGUGAUGCUCUGUAUUAGUUGAAAAUGUUAAAUUCUUAUUUCAGUAAUGUGUUUUAAUAAACAAACUUAACAUCAAAUUAAUCCUUUUUAGAACAGCAACAUUCUAUGGAUCAAAAUUAACAUUUUAUUGUAACUGAAGUGAUUUUAGUAGCAAUGUCUUUUGUUGGUAUAAUAUAUAUGAGACAUUGUAAGAUUUUAAUGUUUCCACAGUUGAAGUAGAUUUUUAAUUCUCCUAAAGUAAAACAACAACAAAAUAGAUGGCCUAUCUUGUUUUUGCAGUCAACUUUUAAUAAAACUAAGAUUCUACUAGACCUGUGAGAUUGAAUGUGAGUUCUAUUCCUAACACCUAGCUGGUAAAUUCAUUGUCAUUUAGAAAAUAAAAAAGGUUAAGGUAGAACAGAUUACGAAGUGGUAUUUUUUAUAUAUAUAUAUAUAUAUAUAUGUGUGUGUGUCUAAGUAAAUUUAAUUUCAGUAGCAGUUAUGAUUUUGGCAGUUUUGACCUUUCUAACCUGUCCUUGUAAUUUUGAAAAUUUUCUCAGAAAUAUUACCUAUAGAUUAAAUCAUGGAGCACAUUUGUAGAAAAUUUGAUAUCACUAUAAUAAAUAAAUAAAUAAAAAAUAGAAGCCAUAAAUAUAAACUUGCAAUUCAAAGUCAAGCAGGGCAACCUGAUGCCAAUUUUAAUCAUAAAUAUGAUUUACAUUGAGUACUACAUUCUUCUAUACUAUGUUUUGUUUGUUAUAAAUUUGGAUUUUUAUUAAAUUAAUCGACCAGUAUUUUAACUAAUGUAUGACAUAUCCAAGCUAAAAUAUAUAUAGAAAUGAAACAAUUAAAACUACAUCACUUGAAUGAGAUAUGUAAUGAUUUCUUGAGAUGGUUUAUGAUGAUGGUAAUUCAAACAUCACUUAAGCAAUUGAUAAGUUCCAUGCACCCUGGGUGAAGUCUGGCAUAUUUAUUUAUGAUUGUAUCAAGAUCAACUAGGUGAUUGUAAUACACAUUUAACAAUGCAAGCCCACAAAGGCAUUCCUGUCCCAUUAUUGGGCCUUAGAUAUGUCUUGAGAUUUCGGAGCUUGCUGAAACUCCUCUUACACUCGCAUGACGUGACAGGUAAGGUGGCAACUAUUUGUAGAGCAGUAUAAAUAUUUGGGUACAUGUUCUGGUUAGUGUGCUUCAGUGUACUAGCAGGAGAGGAUGGAAUGUUGCCAUGCCACUGACCAUUUCUGUUUCCAACAGUUUAAUUCAGUCUCAAGCAUCUCUGGGGAUGGAAGGUCCUUGUGUGGCCUUAUGUUGACUUGGAGGAAAACAAUUACGUAACUCUGCGAGAUGGAUGAGGAACAGCACUGAGACAUUUUGUGGAUAAUAUACAUCUGGUGUAUCACAUGGAGUAUUUACAACAAUUCUUUUGCUUACCAACCAGGAAAAAUAAACUGGGUGCAGAAGCACCAACAUCGUUGGCCUUCUUUUCAGCUUUGGCAAAUCAGUUACUGCUCGUGACAUCAAUGAUUUUCCUACGGUCAGUCACUGCAUCAAUCACAUGAGUGUUUUCUUACGUAGCAGUGCAAAUGUUGAUUGUCCAUCCCUGCAGGCUGUUACUCAGUGGGUGCACAUAAGCCUAAACAUUGUGACAUAUAACAAACUCAUAAUAAAUUCAAAUUGUGUUAUUGCAAGUUGAAUUUAUCUUGCCAUUGCACUUGAUUCAGCAUUCCACAGUUCACAAUCGGUUUGUAUCUCAAGUAGUGACCCAGUGAUUGCAGGAUAAAGUUGAUGAAAUGCAUUGUUGUGAUCAACCCAUCACAUUUUACAUAAACUCAAGUUUUUGGUAAGAAGCAUCGGGACAUUCCUCUCUGAUCUUAUCAUGUAGUAAUUCCUGAUGUUUUGGUGACUGAUGAAGAAUGAUGGCACUUCUCUGAUAGUUCCCAUGACAUUCCAUAUAGCUUGUAGAUUGUAAGCCUUCACAAUUGCAAGAUUCAACAAAUGGGCAUUAUAAUAUGUUACAGCUGGGAACUCUUCUCUUAUGGUGGUGGCCAUGCCACAGAUACUGCCUGACAUACUUCAUGCACCAUAGUACCUCUUUCUAUGUAGCAGAGAGAGGUCAUGGAUGUAUAAUCUCAAUUUCCUCAAUUUGUUUUGCCAGAGCUGCUUCAGUCAGCCCAGUGACCACAUCUUUACACAUAACAAAAUCUACGAACUGCUCAUGAAUGGUUCCAUUCAGCACGUAAUGGAGGUACAGCGACAUUGGCUCAUUAUUUGAAAUGUCUGUAAUUUCAUCUACCAUGAUAGAAAAAAAUCCUGCUUAUUUCACCUCAUUCACAAUGGCAGAUCUGAUGUGAUCUCCUGUUACACAUAUUAGCUCAUUUUGUACUGUUUUUGAAAUGUAAGUGGCAUUUUUUGUUGCAUUUCUUAGAUAAGUUGUAAGUGUGGAAUCCCUACUAUCUAUUCAGAAAUCAAGUAGUGCAUGGAAGCUGCCUGGAUUACCUGGCUCUGUGCAAGUGGAAUCAUCAUACUUGACCUCUUAAAGGUAUGUUUUGACAACUACAGAGAAUAGAGGUCUUCAGAAUGAAGCCCAACUUUUGUCUGUUUUCUUGAAAUCAUUUUCUAACAGCUGUAUCAACCUGGUGUGCAACAGUGGAGCACUUUUGUUUCAUUGUGCUCAAAAAUGUAGCUAUGUCUAACAUUGUGUUACCAUGAUACUCGCACUCAACGUGAGAAGACAGGUCUUGAGUGGUGUCCUUGAACUUGCUCAGAGGUUUAGAGACCAAAACUUCUAUCUAGCAAUGACCUGGCCUAGCAAAUAGCACACAUGGAAAACAUAGUUCACCAUCAAGAUUCUUUGAAUAAAUUAGCCAGUUAUGCUGCUUCAACAAAUAAUUUGGAAACAGUGACACUUGUGUUUACCUCCUUUGUGAUACAAAUAUAUAAAGUUUCUCUGGUUGUAAAAUUCCCUUGAUAAUAGUAUAUCAAAUCGAUGCUGAAAGAUCCUUGCAUUUCCCCGGUAUAAGUCCAAUAUCAUAAGGGGCAGUCAUGCCAGAUAAAAAUAUCAUAUUUUUGUAUCCUUGUGGUUGAUGUUUCACCUGCAUUAUCAUCAUUGUCAAACACCUUUGUGCUGUCAUAGUUCUUGGAGUUUCAUCAUCUUUACCCUGACAUUGUUUAUUCAGUGGUUCGUUAUUAGAAUCGGUAGUUUUAGGCUUGUAAAAGCCAAGAAGUGGCAUCUGUUUCUGUUAACCUGACAUCAGUUUAAAAUGUUCAAAAUGUAAUUAGAUCUACAACCACUGCAAACAGUACAGAUGCAGUCAGUUGCAAUUUACAGCCUGGUUUAGGUAGGGUGUUAUGCAAUUGCAUGAGACAUCAUUAAACAUGUCCAUGUGUGGAAGAAUUGACAUCAUAAUUAUUAUCUGGAAGUCAUUGUAUAGCCAUGUUUCAGAGGGGCCGUUCAGAAAUUACUUAAUUACAAGAGGGAAGAAGGCCUUUUGGGAUAUUUUUUUCUGGUACUCUAUGGGAUCUGUGCCUGGUUCUGAUACUCAUCUUUAUUGAUGGGUAUGUACUUGAUGUAUAUACUUUGUAGAUAUGUUGCUAUUAAAGUUAGGUCAGCUGGUGUUUAAGGUAUUCUAGAUACAUGGAUAUUAUAUCUGUUAAAUAUUGAAUUUUAGAUACUAAACAAAAUAGGCAAACUUUAUCCUAUGAAGAGAUGAUAAUAUCUGUGAAUAUAGGGAGAAGAAAACUACGAUACUGUAGAUGUUGCAUUACAAGUUUCUUAGUUCAGCUUAACAAACCUUGUUUACAAAUUUAUUUCUUUUUCAGUAGUAAUGAUAUUUUCACUGGUGUAGUUGAUAAGGGGAAACUAAAUGGUUUAUCUUUACAUGUUUUUGGUAUUAAUGGUAAAACUAAUGACAAAUAUUUGAUGUUGUCACAACACAUACAAUGCCAUUAAUGAUGUCAUAGUAUUGCCACUGCUUUUUUUUUUGGUGUUAUAGUAUUACCACUGUCUUUUUGUGGCAUGUAGAGUAUCGCCACUGUCUUUUUGUGGUAUGUAGAAUAUUGCCACUGACCUUUUGUGGUGUCACAAUAACACCAGUGCUAUUGAUGGUGGUGUUACAGUGCCAACAUUAGUUAUUGGUGUCUUCCUUGUGGUGCCAGAAUAGUAACUAUAUCAUUGAUGGUAUUGGUACUUAUACACUGAAGUGAGUAACAAAUAACAUUAAAAAGGUGUAAAUGCCCUGGUAGAGAAACAUUAACUUCUUUCAUUUGUAGAUAUUGUGAAAGCAAAGUUGCACUUGUGUUUCAUUUUGGUCACUAAUGAUAUUAUUAUCUGAUGGUUUGUUUUAAUUGAACACGUGAUAUCAUAUGAAGAAUCUAAUAUCUAAACCAGAUAGUCAUAAAUACAAUUAAACUACAAGAAUUCCAAUCUGUGUAUGUUGAUUUUAACCUGUGAGGUGACACUUCAGUGGUUGGAAAUUCUUUACAAUAAAAUAUAAAAGUGUUGUAAGUCAAUUAUGAAAGAUGAAUUUGCAGUUUUUCCAGUGGAGUUCGUUUUGUGGCUUAACAGGUACAAAAUGUGUGUAUUUAUAUGUUUAGAUAAUCAAGGAAAAUUGUGUUUAACCCAAAAUACAUGAUGCAUUAAACUGAAAUACCCUUGAUUUACCCAUUAAGUAAGUUUGGUUUGGAAAGAAAUGUCUUAGUAAUGUGUAAAUGUUACACUUGUCAAUUAUACAUGUAUUUUUUCUGUAAGUAUAUUAUGGAAACAAAAUUUAGAGAAAUGGGUGCAUACGUACUUUAGACAUUAGGAAAGAACUGUGUAUUUAUAUGGUUUUGAGACGUGAAAAUAAAAGAAAAAUUA
Molecule: messenger RNA, 6615 nt
Organism: Limulus polyphemus (Atlantic horseshoe crab)
Lineage: Eukaryota; Metazoa; Arthropoda; Merostomata; Xiphosura; Limulidae
Gene: Adss
Product: adenylosuccinate synthetase-like
Exons: 13
Coding region: 20-1369 (449 amino acids)
Biological process (GO): IMP metabolic process; 'de novo' AMP biosynthetic process
Cellular component (GO): cytoplasm
Molecular function (GO): GTP binding; adenylosuccinate synthase activity
Source: RefSeq, a predicted model, not a curated record